Messenger RNA from Vigna radiata var. radiata (mung bean), 684 nucleotides. RefSeq names its product protein MAIN-LIKE 1-like. The record is from RefSeq and is a predicted model, not a curated record. Lineage: Eukaryota; Viridiplantae; Streptophyta; Magnoliopsida; Fabales; Fabaceae. The transcript is spliced from 4 exons. Gene Ontology annotation, biological process: meristem maintenance; meristem development. The coding region runs from base 1 to 684 and encodes 227 amino acids.
AUGUCGGGGUUGGCUUCCUUAGUCAACCUAUCAUACAAGUAUGCUGAUCAUGGAUUGAUCGUUUCCCUUGCGGAGAGGUGGCACCUAGAGACAAAUACUUUCCACCUCCCGGUAGGUGAGAUGAGCGUCACAUUAGAUGACGUUCACAAUCUACUCCACCUACCUAUCAUAGGGCAAUUUUGUGAGGUGGGGGAGUUAGAGUGUGAUACGGCUCGAUCUCAUCUUAUGGACUUGCUUGGCAUCAACUGUGCCAAAGCUUCAACCGAGAUGAAACAGUCACGCGGUCCAAAAAGUGGGACAUUGAUUCGAGUCUCGUACCUCCUUCUGUUUCGAGACUUGAAUGCUUGUGCGAGAUAUGCUUGGGGAGCCGUUGCACUGUCACAUAGUUAUGAGCAACUAGGAGAUGCUAGCUUCACUAGUGUCAGACAAAUAGCUGGAUAUUCCACUCUUCUACAAAGUUGGAUAUAUGAACACCAUCUUGGCAUAGGAAGGAGGCGAGUGUCAGAUAAGUACACAGACCUCGAUACACAGGCUUCACGAUAUAUACCUCCGAGGCAGGAGGGCACUGUAGUUUAUCAGUGUACUAUUGAGACACUACAAGUUGCUCGUAGAUCCGUUGAGGAGUAUGAGGCUAGUACUAGUAGAGGUGUUCGUCAUGUGCGUGGACGAACAUCAUUUUCUUGA